AUGGCUGGCUACAAGCUUUACUACUUUGAUGCACGCGCCAAAGGAGAAAAAUGCCGACUGGCUCUUGCGGCUGCUAAAAUUGAUUUCGAAGAUGUUCGAUUGAAGGUGUCGCUGACCGGUGAAGAAAGUGAAGAAUGGGCUAAGGAGAAAGCUUGUAAGUAGAAGAUAGAGCUGCAGUAAAUAAUAUGAUAAAUAACACUCGAUUUCAUUUAUCUUAGUAUUGUCUGAUCUGGUAUUAAUAUCAUUAAACCUGGAUUUUUGACUAAGUUUGAGGGACAUGAUAUUCCCCAAUAACCCCAAGACAAAAUCGCGUGUUUACUCGUUCAAAAUUUUCCUUAAUCGAUGGCAGCAGUUUACAGUUUCUCAUAUUAGAUAUCCUUGUUUAAUACACAUUUUUGCGUUCGAUUGCAUGAUACUGUUUUUGGCUUUUUUCAGUUUGAUGAACGUGUAUUUCACGGUCUUGGCGAAUGCAAAAUUUAAUUUUACAAUUUCAUAUAUAUUUUUUUCUUAAUUUUAUUUACAUAAGCCUGGACCUUUAUGUCACGCUCUUGUCUGUUUUUGACGUCGAUUUACAUAAACCUUUGUGUAUGUUUAACUAAACUUUGAUUGCAAAAUAGGCUGACGUCAUUAGCCGCCACUCUGCGCCAAAACUAGCCUGGAACCAGGCUCAUCAUUGAGGGAAAAAGGAAAAACAAAUCGGCGAGCGAGGCGAGCCGAGAGGUAGUUUGGGGAGGGGAAAGAGUGGCCGCCCCUUCCCCCCUCCUUUCACGCUGUGGAUUCCGAGUUCUGGAGUUCUACAACUUUGAUUCUUGAUUCUAGUCACCAGCAGGAUUCCGGAUUCCAAGACCCAGGAUUUCGGAUUCCACAAGCAAAAAAUUUCCCGGAUUCGGGAACCCGGGUUACCGCACAAGGGACGAAAAGCUAUGACACGACUUUUUGCAUGUUAUUGCUUUCAAACCCAAAAAACACUUUGGAAUCAAAGAAAACCCUGAGAUGACGGCUCAGUUUUAUUGAAAAUUAUUCUGUAUUAUACCUCAACUUUAAGUGUAUUUCUCUGUCUUCCAAUAGACUUCGAGUAGUCCCCCAUUUUUCCUCAGGGAUAGUAGAGCGAGAGAAACGCGAGCGCGCGUGUUCUCUCUCCCCGCCGCGUGUCGCUUUUUCUCGCGUGGGGUGAUUUUCACGCGCGCUCGCGUUUCGCUUGCUCUACAAUCCCUGAGGAAAAAUGGGGGACUACUCGUAGUCUACUCUUCCAAUGGCCUGAUGAUGACCACAUGACGGAAAAGGAGAAAACAAAUGGGCCAUCAUUUUCAAGUUAAAUUUCUGUGAUCGCAGACUAAGUUCUCCAAUACUUACUUCUUACUUACUUCCAGUCGACGCCUAAGACACGACGGGAACAAAACUGAGUGACUGACCCCAUAAGGCUCGACCUCUUAUACAACUUUCAAGGUCUUGACUAUUCUCCAGACUAGUAUCCCACAGUGUGUAUGUCUUCCCCCAAUCCUAAUCAGGUUGUUAUUACGCAUGUGUCGCAUGUAUGUAGCCAGCAUUCGUUUGGACUUCUACUAACAAUGAAUGGAAUGGACAAAACGCAAUUUGAUCACGCGCGUUUGGACCUUCUACCACUCGUUAUCUGAUCUCCCGUAUUUUGACCAUCUGUCACGUUAAAUUUACGCAAAGCACAGCGUUAGAGCAAAAGCGUUUUGACCAGUUCGAUCGUUGUCGCCCGCACCCCGUAACCUUUGGUUAUUAAUAGUAUAUGUACCUUACGGACAUCCUCUUUUUGCUAUCCCAUGUGCAGGUACCUAUUUAAUGAACUGCUGCGCUCGAGAGAGCUCUCAUCUCGAAAAACAUGUCCAGAAAGAGCAAUUCUUCCAUUUUGAAUGGUAGAGGUCACCUUUUCUAGACUCGCUAUCUUUAACCUUGUCCUUCCAAGAUAUGUUUUCAUCAAUCGCAGCAAUGUUCUCCAAUAUACAACAUAAAAUGUUCAAAAAGUUUGAAACCCUUUUUUGUUUCAUUAUUUCAGCUGGCAGACCACCACUUGGUCAGAUGCCAUUCCUCGUGACCCCAGAAGGAAAAAUCCUGGGACAAUCUGGUGCGAUUAUGAAAUACAUCUGCAGACAA
Messenger RNA from Porites evermanni, 2121 nucleotides. NCBI's taxonomy places the organism in Eukaryota, Metazoa, Cnidaria, Anthozoa, Scleractinia, Poritidae. The record is from the annotation of a GenBank genome assembly.